Messenger RNA from Blepharisma stoltei, 1227 nucleotides. The record is from the annotation of a GenBank genome assembly. NCBI's taxonomy places the organism in Eukaryota, Ciliophora, Heterotrichea, Heterotrichida, Blepharismidae.
AUGAAGAAAACUUAUAUAUUAAAUAAGUACGGAAAACGAAAUAAUGCAGCGCAUAAUCUGAACUCCGACGUUGAUUAUCCUCCUAAGUUUGAAAAUAGAAGAGAAUUCAUAGUUCAAGACAACUAUCCCAUCUCAUCUCCAUACCAGUUAAUAGACAACCCUGAAGUCCCAAAUCUAUCAUAUCUACAAGCUCCAGCAACAUUUAUGCCUGCUUUUAUGCAAGAAGAGUCCCAAAUUAGUGCUGUGAAAUGCAGCUCUAAAGGAUGCAAUAUAAACGCAACAUCCUGAUGCCGCUGUAAAAAUCAAUACUUGCAUUUCUGUGAUGAGCAUUUAGGAAACCAUAUUAUAAAUUCUCCUGGGAGUCACAACUUUCGAAAAUUACUUGAUGGCUCAAAUAUACAAACCAAUAGUGAUUUUUUGCUUUAUAUGCAAUAUAAAAUAUAAGCUAUUUAAUAUUUUAAUAGAUAUAAUUAUUAUUUUAAACUUUUUUUAAGGGCAAAUAUUUUAUUUUUACAUUUUAAUAUGUCAGAUAUAUUUUGGCACUCCAAGGAUGCUGAUAAAAUGUGUAAUACUUUGUGCAACUCCUGCGAGAUUUAAAGGAAAAAUUAGUAAAUGAAGUCUAUACUGAGAUAUGCAAAUUAGAAAAUAGCUUACUAUACUGUAGGUGUAGCCCUUAAAAUUUUUUAUAGCAGAAUAUAUUGUAAUUAUUUUGCUAUUUAGCUGUUUAUAGAUUCUUUGGCUAAUUUAACUAUUUAAUUUAUAAGAGGUGAAUUAAUGAUUUUUAUUGAAAAAAUUGACCAAGAAAUUGCUUCAUUUGAGUUCAAGUUUAAUGAAACUACUCAAGAGUUUCAAAGCUGCUACUGGUAUAAAAAUGACGAUUAUUUUAAUCAGCUACCAUAUGAAGCAGCUGAAUUUAUCAAAGAAAAUCAGAAAACGUCUAUUUCUGAGGCUUCAUAUGAAACAAUAAUAUCAGAAAUUUAUAAAGAACUAGGUUGUGUUAAAAAUACAGGAUUUCCAGAGAUAUCAAGGCAAAAUGAAUAUGAAGUAACUAAUCCAAGGCCAGGCGAUCGAGUUAUCCCAUUACCGCCACGUCAAUAUAUUCAAAUACCCAAGCCUCCGGUUUAUCAACAGUUCAAGCCUUAUGAGGAUCUACAGCCAGGCCCAUGCUUAAGUUCUUACUAUCCUUCGAAUCUAGAAACUGCAAAAUUCAAAUCCAAAUUAAUAUAA